Eriocheir sinensis (Chinese mitten crab) is the source of this 2192-nucleotide messenger RNA. RefSeq names its product E3 ubiquitin-protein ligase TRIM21-like. Gene Ontology annotation, molecular function: ubiquitin protein ligase activity. The record is from RefSeq and is a predicted model, not a curated record. NCBI's taxonomy places the organism in Eukaryota, Metazoa, Arthropoda, Malacostraca, Decapoda, Varunidae. Gene Ontology annotation, biological process: protein ubiquitination. The transcript is spliced from 6 exons. The coding region runs from base 597 to 1430 and encodes 277 amino acids.
GGCCAUCUUGAGGCCAACUGUACUGCCCAGACCAAUGGAGACGCCCCAGAUUGUUUCAAAUGCGCUGGCAAUCAUAAAUCCCAGGAGUGCGCCAUGGCUGAGAAGAAAUGCAUAAGCUGUGUGAGGGACAUGUUCCUCCAGUAUCUCUCUUUGGUGCCGUUAUCUGACCUAAUCUGCGGGAUCAGAGUGCAGGGUCUUCUUAUCAGCACCGCCCGACGGUGUCGUGCGUGGCACAAUAGCAGUGGCCCAGACACUCGCGGCGUGAUAUUUAGCACGACACCGCCUCAUAGCCACCAGUGACCGACUCCAGCAUAGCCGAGGCGCGCCCUCCUGAAGACCUGACAGACACCACCGCGGCGAGGGGCGCUGCGUCACCACCACCGCGGCCAGCAGGAGGUUGUCAGGCCACCACCACCACCACCACCACCGCGGCCAGCAGGAGGUUGUCAGGCCACCACCACCACCACCACCACCGCGGCCAGCAGGAGGUUGUCAGGCCACCACCACCACCACCACCGCGGCCAGCAGGAGGUUGUCAGGCCACCACCACCACCACCACCACCAGCAGCAGCAGCAGCAGCAGCAGCAGCAGCGGCAUGGCGUCAGCAGGGAAGGGGCCGGGAGACAACCCCGAGGAGUGUCCAGUGUGCCUGACAGGCUUUGAUGACUCAGUACAGCGGCCACGCACUCUGCCCUGUGGCCACACAGUCUGCACACUGUGCACAGAUAAGCUGAAGGAGCAGGGCCGUGUUACCUGUCCGGAGUGCCGCGUCAGCCAUGCCGUGCCCGAGGGCGGGCAGUUCCCUGUUUGCUAUAUAGUUGAGGCCUUCAUUAGAAGGAUGAGAGAUGACAAGGCGGCAGCAGCAGCAGCAGCCUCGCCGCCACCCAGUGCCGAGAAGGGGAAAGGGGCAGCAGGAUCAGCUGGCAAGAAGAGAGCAGCUGGUCUCUCCAAGGAAAUGCGUUCCCUUCUGCAGGAAAAGGAGGCCACAGUUGUGGCCGCCAUCACCGCCUGCCAGGAGGCUCAGUCCCAGCUGGACCAGUAUGAGGCCACCCUGACAGGCUGGGGCGAGCGGCAGCAGCAGCUGGAGGACAGCCUCCAGGGACUGGUGGACCAGAGCAGGAGUUCCAGGGAGCUCCUGCAGCAGGAAAAGUUCCGUGUGGCACCGAAGAGGAAGGAGGCAAAGAAGAAGGAGCAGGAGCUGCAGGCUGUGCGGGAGAAGUUGCGCACUCGUGCAACAGAGCAAGAGGCACUCAAGAUGGUUGCUGAGGUGAUUCACUUCACCAGUGAGGCGGAGCAGGUGUUGGAGGAGUGCCAGCAGUGUUUCCCUGACGCCGGCAUCCUCACCACCGCCAGGAAGGUGAGAGAGGCAUCUAGUGCAGCCUGGAGGCCGCCAAGGCUGUCCAGGCGGCUCUGGAAACUGUUUCUAUAGAAGAACCCAGGCCCCAGUCAGUCCCAGAAGAACCCAGGCCCCAGUCAGUCCCAGAAGAACCCAGGCCCCAGUCAGACCCAGAAGAACCCAGGCCCCAGUCAGACCCAGACCUCACCAUCAUGGAAAAAGUGCAGUUCAUCUUAAAGCCAAGCUUGAAGGCCGAGGACUUCCGCAGUCUGACACAGCGCACCAGGAGCCUGCUGCAGGCUGGCCGGGUGUUUGCUGUGCACCAGGUGGAAGGUCAGCGCCGACACGCAAGAAUAAGCCUCGAAGCCGGCCGGCCGUGCCUCCAUGCCCUGGCGGACCAUCCCCCGCCACUGGGCGCGUCAACCCUGCAGCUUGGGGGCCGCCCUCCAAGGCUGCGGUGCCUCGGCCUCGGCCAGUCCCAGCCCUCCUCUUUGCCUCUCCGUUCUUGCCGGCAUCUGGCCAGUAGCUGUCCCACGCUGCUUCUUGUCUGCUGCGUCCCUCACCAGGGCCUGCCUUGUGUUCAGAGCUUUAGUGACCUCAGCCACAGCCUUUUCCUGCCUUUCCCUCGGGUGUUCUAGAAGCUCCUGGAGGUUGGCAGUUUAUGCUAACAGAAAUUUUCCUUUCCAACCCUGUUGCUUUUCCUCAGUUUUGUUGGUUUUCCUUCUGUCUCUUUUUACUUCCUUUAUUUACAUUUGUGUGUGUGUGUGUGUGUGUGUGUGUGUGUGUGUGUGUGUGUGUGUGUGUGUGUGUGUGUGUGUAUUUACCUAGUUGUAGUUUUCCAGGGCCUGGGCUUAC